Messenger RNA from Salvelinus fontinalis (brook trout), 3808 nucleotides. Its product is annotated as thioredoxin reductase 1, cytoplasmic-like. Gene Ontology annotation, molecular function: flavin adenine dinucleotide binding; thioredoxin-disulfide reductase (NADPH) activity; glutathione-disulfide reductase (NADPH) activity. Gene Ontology annotation, cellular component: cytosol; mitochondrion. NCBI's taxonomy places the organism in Eukaryota, Metazoa, Chordata, Actinopteri, Salmoniformes, Salmonidae. Gene Ontology annotation, biological process: cellular response to oxidative stress; glutathione metabolic process; cell redox homeostasis. The transcript has 16 exons. The record is from RefSeq and is a predicted model, not a curated record. Bases 273 to 2078 code for a protein of 601 amino acids.
AGACAUUCGUGGCUGCAGGCAGGCUCUAAAAUUUACGCACGACUUUUCGCGGUGUUGAUGUACUGGGCGGGCGCUGAAAUGACAUGAGGACAAAAGUUGUCCCGUUGGAAUUGUAGUCCAUAUCAUACCUCAAGUGGUCCAGGAAGCUAGCUAGUUUCUCUUUAUUUGUGAUUCGCAAGGAUAACCAGUUGGAGGGAGUUUCGCUCCUCUCUUCCAUUGAUAGACACAAAUUGAAGCUGCCAAGAGGCAAGUCAGACCGAAAUAGUCCGAAAAUGCCUCCCAUCGACAAUGACACCGGGAGGAAUGAACUAAAAUCUCGGAUACAGGAGCUUAUUGAUUCUAAUCAAGUGUUGGUAUUCAGUAAAAGCUACUGCCCAUUUUGUGUGAAGGUAAAGGAUCUGUUCAAGGAUCUGAACGUGAACUGCAAUGUGGUGGAGUUGGAUUUAAUUGAGGAUGGAUCAAACUAUCAAGAACUGCUGCUUGAGAUGACCGGGCAGAAAACUGUCCCCAAUGUCUUCAUCAACAAGACACACGUCGGUGGCUGUGACAAAACAAUGAAGGCCCACAAAGAUGGUGUCCUGCAGCAGCUGCUGUGCGGGGAGAAUGAGGUAUACGACUAUGACCUCAUCGUCAUCGGGGGCGGCUCAGGAGGGCUAGCAUGCUCAAAGGAGGCAGCGUUGCUGGGCAAGAAGGUGAUGGUGUUGGACUAUGUGGUGGCCACGCCGAAAGGGAACACAUGGGGCCUGGGCGGCACAUGCGUGAACGUGGGCUGCAUCCCCAAGAAGCUGAUGCACCAGACAGCUCUGCUAGGGACUUCCAUUCAGGACGCCCGCAAGUUUGGCUGGGAGUUGCCGGAGGAGACAGUGAAGCACAACUGGGAGACGAUGAAGACGGCGGUGAACAACUACAUUGGCUCGUUGAACUGGGGCUACCAGGUGGCGCUGCGCGACAAGAACGUCAACUACGUCAACUCCUACGCUGAGUUCAUUGAGUCGCACAAAAUCAAGGCGACCAACAAGCGAGGGAAGGAGACCUUCCAUACGGCCGCAAAGUUUAUCCUGGCGACAGGCGAGAGGCCGCGUUACCUGAGCAUCCCCGGAGACAAAGAGUACUGCAUCACCAGCGACGACCUGUUCUCUCUGCCCCACUGCCCUGGCAAGACCCUGGUGAUCGGGGCGUCCUACGUGGCGCUGGAGUGCGGGGGUUUUCUGGCGGGCCUGGGCCUGGAUGUGACAGUCAUGGUACGCUCCAUCCUCCUGAGGGGCUUCGACCAGGACAUGGCCAACCGUGCCGGCAAGCACAUGGAAGAGCAUGGUGUAAAGUUCCUCCGGAAGUACGUCCCCGUCAAGGUGGAGGAGCUGGAGGCAGGUACUCCUGGGAGGCUGAAGGUGACAGCCAAGAGCACGGAGGGAGACGAGACCAUCGAGGGAGAGUACAACACUGUGUUGAUAGCCGUGGGGCGCGACGCCUGUACAGGAAAGAUCGGCCUGGAUCAAGCCGGGGUCAAAGUCAACCCCAAGAAUGGUAAGAUCCCGGUGAACGACGAGGAGCAGACCAACGUGCCGCACAUCUACGCCAUUGGAGACAUCCUGGAGGGCAAGUGGGAGCUGACGCCCGUGGCUAUCCAGGCUGGCAAGCUGCUGGCACGCCGUCUGUACGCGGGCGCCUCGCUCAAGUGUGACUACGUGAAUGUUCCCACCACGGUGUUCACCCCUCUGGAGUAUGGCGCCUGUGGGCUGUCUGAGGAGAAAGCUCUGGAGCUGUACGGCCAAGACAACCUGGAGGUGUACCACAGUCUCUUCUGGCCUCUGGAGUUCACCGUCCCCGACAGGGACAACAACAAGUGCUACUCAAAGAUCAUCUGUAAUAAAUUGGACAAUGACCGUGUGAUCGGGUUCCAUUACUUGGGGCCCAAUGCGGGAGAGGUGACGCAGGGCUUUGGCGUGGCCAUGAAAUGUGGCCUGACCAAAGAGCAGCUGGACAACACCGUUGGCAUACACCCCACCUGCGCUGAGAUCUUCACCACCAUGGAGGUGACCAAGAGCUCGGGCGGUAACAUCACCCAGACGGGCUGCUGAGGUUAAACCCUGCUUGUUUAACGGGCUGUCCUGUUCUCCAUAUUAGAUCUCUCACCUCGUAGCUCUGCGCCAACCUGGCCCCCUCAAAUUCUAUACCCAAGACCAAUCACUUCUCAGGAAAAACCAAUACGGUGAUCAGAAACGGGGGGGGGGGGGGGGGGGGGAGUCUGAACGGAUGAAACAGUGGGUCAGUAUAAUACUGUCUGUAGGAUUGAGCCAAUAAAUGCUCUGAGGGGGCCUGUAGCGUGGACAUAAAAGACAACAUAAUACGAGGUGAUUAACUAUCUAUGGGACAGCCUGCUAGAUAGCGGGGUUACUCUGCUGCUUUCACAAUGCACCCUGUGUGUGUCUUCCUCAGAGGCGCACCACCCCUCUCUAGGGAUGGGUGAGUGCUGUUUGACGUGCUGGCCCUUAACCCAAUCACUGUGGUGGGCUAGAACUGAUGUCCCUCUGUCCAAAGACACCAGGGGUGAACCGAACCCUUCGUCCAAACUUAAACACCCACAUAUAUAUAUAUAUACACAGAAUAUCACAAAAGUGAGUACACCCCUCACAUUUUUGUAAAUAUUUGAGUAUAUCUUUUCGUGUGACAACACUGAAGAAAUGACACUUUGCUACAAUGUAAAGUAUUGAGUGUACAGCUUGUAUAGCAGUGUAAAUUUGCUAUCCCCUCAAAAUAACUCAACACAGCCAUUAAUGUCUAAACCGCUGGCAACAAAAGUGAGUACAAAAGUGUCAUUUCUUCAGUGUUGUCACAUGAAAAGAUAUACUCAAAUAUUUACAAAAAUGUGAGGGGUGUACUCACUUUUGUGAUAUACUGUAUGUAUAUAUAUAUAUAGAUAUAUAUAUAUAUAUAUAUAUAUAUAUAUGCAGAUACAUUUAUACACACGUCUACAUAUAUACACACUUGCGUAUAAUGACUCCUGUAGUAUGUUAACAACAGCUAGCACACAUCCAGGGUUUGACUGAAUGGAUACAAUAAUUCUCUGAUCCAGUGUGGUGGAAACGCCUGGUCAUUUUUACUCGGUGGAAGUUAACUAUUAUGUCCUAAGAUAUGUUUAUAUUCUUUUGUCAUCACGUCUCUUCUCUGGCAAGCCAUCAACAUUCCAGACAUUAUUUCUCAUCAGAAGUGUAUAUUGUCCGAUAUCUCAGAAAUGGAAAAUUGAAAUCAAGUUUAAUGUGGGGCAAUGAAUGUUUAAAAAUAUACAUUUUUAAAUAUCAGUAUUUCUCAUGGUGUCGAACUUGCCGUUUCUCCACAUCGGGAUCGUCGACUUUAGAUUUAAAGACGACUCCCAAUUCCAACUUCUACCAAAGUGUUAACCAGAAAGGUGCAUGUAGGAGAAGUCAAAAGAAAGAGCCUCUGAACCAUCAUUCAAAUCUCUGUCCUGCUUCAGAAAACACUGUUAGUAAUUCCAAUAACUGAAUACAUAAAACAUGAAUUGUAGUGAUUUAUUUUAUAUAUUUGACACACACGCACACACACUUUAAAAGUUCAGUGGAUAAUUAAAUAAAUGCUUCUAUUGUAUCAGUUUGAUCUUGCUGUUUUGUUUGCCUCUGUGUUGUGUAUGUAAAAUGUAUCCAAUCUGGUAGAGGACAGUAUUUAAGAGUUAUUUUCUGCCUACUGUUGAGCAGUGACACCGGUCAAAAUGUAUAAAUGACUGCUUCACUGGUAUCACCGUUUUUGUAGAUUACUUUUAUUAAAGUCUUGAAAGACAAUGUCAACAUGCAAA